Podarcis raffonei (Aeolian wall lizard) is the source of this 2369-nucleotide messenger RNA. RefSeq names its product acyl-CoA dehydrogenase family member 11-like. The transcript is spliced from 14 exons. NCBI's taxonomy places the organism in Eukaryota, Metazoa, Chordata, Lepidosauria, Squamata, Lacertidae. Gene Ontology annotation, molecular function: oxidoreductase activity, acting on the CH-CH group of donors. The record is from RefSeq and is a predicted model, not a curated record. Bases 1 to 2193 code for a protein of 730 amino acids.
AUGCAAAUCCCAGCCAUGCCUCUAGGGCAAUUGGCCUCCUGGCCCGCAGAGGAGCUGUCUCUUUCUAAACUUAUUUAUGCACGCAGGGUCGCUCCCCUUUCGGCUUCCGCCUUUACUGAACUUUUUAAUCGUGUUGUUGGAAGGGAGAGGUGGCUCAAGGUGAAACAAACGCGCCCGCUAGGUUCUUUCUUUGGCCGCUUUUGGUUUGCUUUUUGGCUUUUGGCUUGUUUGUUUAUUUAUUUUGGAAAGUUGGCCAUGUGGACGCAUUGCAAGCCGAAGCUGUCAAACUGCGAAGUUUGGUUGCAAAGCUUAGGGCAAGCAGGGAAUCAAAAGUGCAAAGCUUGGGGCAAAAGGCCAAUCGCGUUUUCCAAAGGCUGGAAUCAGCAAGUGGAGGCCAUGGAUCAAAAAUGCUCCUCACAACACCCAAGGGAGCUUUUUGCCAGGAAAGAAAUUGGUGUCUUUUGUCAAGAGCAGCCUAGGAUUGGAAAUCCAUACCUGGAAGAUGCUUUUCUUCAGGAUUACUUGAAAUCACAGCUACCCGCUGAGGUGUUUGCUGAUGAAAGUUUAGACCUUGAACAGUUUGGGGCUCGAGUGAAGGAUGAAAUUGAUCUCCUGGGACGCGAGUGUGAGAUAAACCCUCCACAACUUAAGCAGUUUGAUGCCUGGGGGCGGCAUGUGGAUGAAAUUAUCACCUGCCCAGCCUGGAAGAGGAUGAAGGAGAUCUCGGCUGAGGAGGGGCUGAUUGCUGAGGCUUAUGAGAGGAGAUACUCUAACUGGAGCCGCAUUCAUCAGAUUGCAAAACUGUACCUUUUCGCACCUUCUUCUGGUCUUUUUUCAUGUCCUCUGGCCAUGACUGAUGGAGCAGCAAAAGUAAUAGAGUCCUUGGGUAUCCCCAAACCCCUCAAAGAAGUUUUUAUCCACUUGACAUCACGUGACCCUGCCAAAUUCUGGACUUCUGGCCAGUGGAUGACUGAACGCAGAGGGGGCUCUGAUGUUGCUAGUGGCACAGAGACAGUAGCCCUGGAACUCCCUGAUGGCAGCUACAGUCUCCAUGGCUUGAAAUGGUUUACUUCGGCCACUGAUUCAGAUAUAACUUUGACACUGGCAAGGACCAUGACUGCUGAUGGACAAAUACAGCAGGGCUCCCAAGGUCUGUCUCUGUUCUACCUGAAGAUGCGCGAUGAGGAAGGGAAGCUGAAUGGGAUUGAGAUACAACGGCUGAAAGACAAGCUGGGCACAAGGCAACUGCCCACCGCAGAGCUCCUCCUAAAUGGAGCCAAGUCACUCAAGAUCUCUGCAGAGGGCCGGGGUGUGGCUUCCAUUGUAAACAUGAUGACCAUCACUAGGAUCCACAAUGUCAUUUAUGCAGUUGCGUGCAUGAGAAGAGUGAUCACCCUGGCAAAGGAUUAUGCCACCAAGAGGGAAGCCUUUGGGAAACCCCUGAAGGCUCACCCUUUGCACAUGCAGACUUUGGCUCGAAUGGAGGUGCAAGCUCGAGGAGCAUUCCUGCUGAUGAUGGAGAUAGGGAAAUUGCUUGGACUGGAAGAAACCAAGAAGGACACUGAACAAGACCAGCACAUGCUUAGGCUGCUGACGCCUGUUGUCAAACUUUACACUGGGAAACAAGCUGUUGCGGUUACCUCAGAAGGGCUGGAGUGUUUUGGAGGGCAGGGCUACAUGGAAGAUACAGGCCUGGCAGGAAUUUUGCGGGAUGCCCAGGUGCUAACUAUCUGGGAAGGAACAACCAAUAUCCUCUCUCUGGAUGUUCUGCGCUCCCUAGUCAAGAGCCAAGGAAAAGUGCUGGAUGCAUUUUUCUCUACUGUCCAGGCCAGGUUGAAGGUGGCGCUUAGCGUCUCUGAACUGGAACUUUUUGUGCAAAUGGUUCAAAAUGCUCUCCACAAACUCAGACAGUUCACUCAGAAAAUAAGCUUAAAGGGGGAAGCCGGGAUGCAGCUGUCUGCAAGAGAUUUUGCCUAUGCUCUGGCACGGACCUAUGGAGGAGUUCUCCUGCUGGAAUAUGCUGCCAGGCCGAAUGCAUCAGCCACAGACAUCUAUAGUGCUCAGAGAUGGUGUCACCAAGACAUGUGCCCUGUAGACAGUGAAGACAAAGCUGGGUCUUAUAGCACUGGAGCAGCUUCUCUGGAUACUUCCUUGGUUUAUGACAAACACCCAGUUCUGAAAGGAAGACUGUAAGAAGGAAGGCAGAAGAAAUGCCAUGCACUAUCCUGGAAUAAAGGAGUUAGUGGGGAGAGAGACAAUUCUGAUACAAUAAAAAAAGGUAUUGCUUACCCUGAAGUAAGCUGGCAAAGACUGCAGUAAAUAAAAGUAGAAAGUUGAGAAACAAACAGCCUUUGUCACAAAACACUGCA